AUGGUCAACGUACCUGGCGGCUCCAAAGCAUGCGGCAACUGCAAGCGCCGCAAACUGAAGUGUGAUGAGCGUCAUCCCACUUGCAGACGCUGCGAGAAAUCCAAACUCGUUUGUGAUGGCUAUACCUCAAGGCCGAUUAAGAUGUAUACUUCCCAGAGACAGCAAGAACUACCGACAACCGCCGGGAUAGCGACGCCGGCAACCACGAUAUCAAGACAGACUCCACGCGUGUCACUUGCACCUCAGCGAGAGACCAUCCACCUCCACUUCCUCUCCGCCCUUAUUCACAAAGAAGUCUUAGAGAACGAUAUUCCGAGCAAAUGGCAGCCCUGGGUCAUGGCCAUAAUAGCCAAUGAAGGAACAGGCGUGGCAUCCCAGGCGGCUUCGGCCUUAGCUGCCGUGCAUUUCGCAGCCUUAUACGACUGCUCCGCGCAGGACAUGGCCUUUGCACGCAUGCAGUACGCCGGUGCCAUUCAGACGCUGUCGAAAAAUCUAGUCGACGACAAGAUGUCGCAUGACGUCGGCAAUAAUGCUGCUGUGCUUUUUCUAUUCUGGUGUGAGAUCGCCACAGGAGCAAUGAACGGCCAAGCCUACGCACAGCACAACGAGGGACUCGCACGUUUGGUGGAACAUAUAGGGCCACGUGGACAUCAAGGCUGGCUCGCACGGAAAAACUUCAUGAUGAGUCGAAUGAACAUCAUCUUCUUCGCCCUGCAGCAGCGCCGACGUACCUUCUUGGAGCACGAGGACUGGAAGACCACCCCCUGGGCGAAAACGUGGAUCCCCAAAACUCCGAUUCGCGAACGGCAAAAUGUGGACUGCAACAGUUCUUUCCGGUCACAGCUUCUUCGAGACCGCAUUCUUUCCACACUUCACGUGCUUUGCCGAUGGCGGUUUGAGUGGCAUAUCUUGCACCCCAACGCCGCCUGUAUCGCAGAUACUGAGUCGCACUUCCAUCGCACACUCUUGCAGAUCGAAAGUCCGACACUCCCAACUUCACUGUGGUUCCGUGACUUCGCGAGGGCUCACGAAAUUGCCGUCUACGAUGCAGUCUUGAUCGUUUUGCUGGAUCUCGCAGAGAGACAUGUUGGAAGAUCCAGGGUUGAUGAGUGCAUUUCAAUGGCGAUUCGAGGUUUUAAGUCUCUGAAUAGUCCACUUUUGCUUCCUCAUCCUGGAAUCACGGUGCAAGACGUCGCUGAGGAAGUAUUUCGGACCGUCAACUACUUCCUGCACGGCGAGCAUCGUGCUAGCGGUGCGUUGGCUGUGUAUUAUGCUCUUUGGGCUUGUCAAGUCACCCUGUAUGCCCCCAGCAACAACGACGAAGGGCCAGGCAAUUCGCUCUGGGAACGCCUAAGACUCUUGGUACGAUCGCAGUCACAGUGA
Molecule: messenger RNA, 1383 nt
Organism: Zasmidium cellare ATCC 36951
Lineage: Eukaryota; Fungi; Ascomycota; Dothideomycetes; Mycosphaerellales; Mycosphaerellaceae
Exons: 10
Coding region: 1-1383 (460 amino acids)
Biological process (GO): regulation of DNA-templated transcription
Molecular function (GO): DNA-binding transcription factor activity, RNA polymerase II-specific; zinc ion binding
Source: RefSeq, a predicted model, not a curated record